Molecule: messenger RNA, 1131 nt
Organism: Naumovozyma castellii
Lineage: Eukaryota; Fungi; Ascomycota; Saccharomycetes; Saccharomycetales; Saccharomycetaceae
Gene: PFA4
Product: palmitoyltransferase PFA4
Exons: 1
Coding region: 1-1131 (376 amino acids)
Source: RefSeq, a predicted model, not a curated record
AUGCCUGUUAAAUUGAAGUAUCCAUGGAUGGGGGUAGUCAUCCCCUGUUUACUGACUUCUUUUAUUGGUUAUUCGGCACAUAUAUUCGUCCUAGCAAACUUCAUGUCAUGGAAAUUGCAGUUAUGGUUCCAAUCUAGCCUCACAAUGCUUUGGAUUUCUUAUGCAUUAGCCAUAUUCACAAAUCCAGGCAGGCCAGCCAAAUCCUUUAAACCACUUAAAAAGGAAUGGACCCAUUUUUGUAAGAAAUGUCAACUAUUCAAGCCAGAACGAGCACACCAUUGCAAAACAUGUAAUCAAUGUGUACUAAUGAUGGACCACCAUUGUCCUUGGACAAUGAACUGUGUUGGUUUUAAGAACUUUCCUCAUUUUCUCAGAUUUUUGUUUUGGGUAGUUGUUACUACUGGUUUUCUGCUAUAUCAGUUGUUGAAAAGAACGAUAUACCUUUGGGGUGUUAAAGAUCUUCCAAGCUAUCUGUUUGAAAAAACUGAAAUAACGUUCUUAAUUAUUUUGAUUCCAAUGGAUGGUUUUGUUUUAAUAACCGUGGCAUUAUUAUUUAUUCGGUGCCUCUCAAAUCAAAUAAUAGGCGGUAAAACCCAAAUAGAGUCAUGGGAACUCGAAAGGUUGGAGAAUUUAUACUAUCGUAAAAAGCUUCUACCACAACUAUUGGUAAAUCUUUGGGAAAUAUACCCUAAUGAAAAGACACCAGAAAAUAAAGUACUUGCAAAGAAACUCCAAGAAAGAGGUAGGAAAGUGAGAUUUGAAAAUAUAGUCACUUUCCCAUAUGAUCUCGAUAUAUGGUCGAAUGCUCUUACCGUAUUGGGAUCUCCAGUGCAAUGGUUGUGGUUAUUUGGAGGCCCUGACAGUGACGGGAUGCAUUUCAAGAAGAACGAACUUGCAUUGUAUGAAGAGGGAGCUGCCAUUGAAGAUUUAUUACUUUCUUUGCCAUGGCCUCCAGAUGGAGGUAGAAACUUUAUUCAACAAAAGGGUACCAAUGUUGAAUCUAUAACAGAAAAUGGGGAACAAGUUAUUAGACAAAGAAAUUUCGAAAAUGAUAAUUCCUAUAGAAAGACAUGGAAUAAUGACUGGGGUGAAAAUUUGGAAGAUUUUGGAGUUGAUGUAGAUGUUGAGUAA